AUGACCGAUUUGGAUGCUACGGAAAUGGACAACCAAGAGAUUGACGGAACCAGUAGUGUGGAGCUGGUGGAAAUAAAAGCAGGCAUCUCCAAGACAACAGCACCCCCCAUAAAUCUGCUGCCUCCAAUAUUUGAUGAUAUAGUACCUCUCCCACCACCACUCCGUCCAACGACAGUACUGGCACCAGCAAGCAUCCCUGGGGCUCAGUAUGUUUAUGGCGGCUUUUCGAGAGAUCCAAAUUCUUCUGUCAUCCAUCAUGGAGACUCUACCACAAAUAAUCUACAAAUACAGGAAAAUGUCAUUGAGGAAGCCUUUGUGGAAAACGAUGAUCAAGAAACUCACCUGCUGGAGAGUGACAGUACUGGUACAGAGCCAAGAAUUCCCAAUCAGAGAUCAAAGAAGUACUGGAGGCAAAGAUUACUUCAUGUACUUUCGUUAGAAGUCAAUGUCUUCCUGUUGGUGGUGAUGGUAAUACUCCUGAUAUUUUUGGCAGUGUCUAUUAAUACUGGAGGACACACCAGCAGCAACUCCAGUCAACCAACUGGCAUUGACAUGGCUCCAAGCAAUCCACAAUUGGCAACAAUGGCACCAACAACCUUUUUGGAAUCACUCAAUCUACCAGACUAUACCCUAUCAAAUAUGGAACGAGCACAGUCUCCUCAGUCCAAGGCAUAUCAAUGGCUGAUCCAAAACGUCAACAAUAAAACUUCCACUCUUCAGGAUCUUCCUCUUUGGAGACUGACACAAAGGUUUGCUCUGGCCACAUUCUACUAUUCUACAAGAGGAGACCAUUGGGUGAAGAAGAAUGGCUGGCUUGAAUGGGAGAUGAAUGAAUGUGACUGGGAACAACUCCACAUUUUCCAAGAGAGCUCUCCAGAACUGAACUGCAAUGAUAAGGGAGAAAUCACAUCAUUGGCAUUUGAGAUGUCCAACAACCUGGAGGGAACAAUUCCUUUAGAGAUGUUGUUGCUUGGGAACAGACUCGAGUCUUUCUUGUUGUAUCGACAACUGGGAUUGACAGGGAGUAUCCCGACGGAGGUCGGACUGCUAAAAAAACUGACCGAGUUGACAUUGAGCAUAACAGGCAUUUCUGGCACACUUCCAACAGAGCUUGGCAGAUGUGAGAGUCUCCAGAGUCUUUAUAUUGUUCAGACAACACAAAUCAAUGGGCCUAUGCCUUCCCAGAUUGGGCUACUCAGCAAUCUAUUGGAGCUGAGUUUGAUGGGUGCAGAUCUAACUGGUCCAGUGCCUGGCGAGGUGUACCAAUUGCCAGGCCUAAAUAGUUUUUCAAUACAGGAGUGCCAUGGGCUUGACACUGAAACUAUCCUUCAAGAAGCAAUCAGCAAGGCACUACCACUGCAAACGCUGGUCCUGUCCACCCAAAGUUUGGGGACCAAGAUGCCAAUUCCAUCUGAAAUUGGCACUCUGAGAGAACUAGGGUACCUAGGUUUGGUUGACUGGAAAAUAGAUGGCACUGUACCGAAAGAGCUAGGGUGCUUGUCUGAGUUACUUUCUCUGGAUUUGCAUGACAACUCAAUCUCUGGAACUAUGCCAUUGGCCUUAUUUGAGUUGACCAAUCUGGUCAAUCUGAAUCUUGGCUUCAACCAGUUGCAGGGCACACUACCACCUGUUCUCUUUUCCAAACUUUCCCACUUGCAGUUCAUUUACAUCAAUGAUAACAUGUUCUCGGGAACUAUUCCUACAGAAGUGGGUCAACUGUCUGGUGCCAGGAAACUAGAAUUACAGAACACCAACCUUUCCGGCACCCUCCCUACAGAAAUACUCAUGCUGGAAAACUUGAACAGCUUGGUUCUCAAAAAUACGUCCCUGUCAGGCAGCAUCCCUGAAGAACUGUGUAACAAGUUGUACCAGCAGGAAGUCAAAUGCUAUGGCGAUCUAUGUAAACGCUUGCCAGUGAAAACCAACACAACAGUCUGUCAUGGAACUUCCUUGUGUGGCUGUGAUUGUGGCCCUUGCCAGAAUUGA
Messenger RNA from Seminavis robusta, 1986 nucleotides. The record is from the annotation of a GenBank genome assembly. NCBI's taxonomy places the organism in Eukaryota, Bacillariophyta, Bacillariophyceae, Naviculales, Naviculaceae.